GUCACCAACGAAAGACGUGUUCAGAAGGCUUUCGACGUAUCUAAAAAGAAAAGAAAUCGAUAUUUGUGUUUCCAAAUUUCAAAAUCUCGAGUCUUAUACUUCGGAUAAGUAAAACUCACCGAAGAAAUGUAAGUUAAAAGCCACAGAAGCCAAAAUGCGUUUGAAGGCGGCCCUCGUGUUCACGUUCUUUGAAACUGUUUCUUGCCUGCAGUUAUUGGAUGAAUGCAUGCCGAAGAAGCGCUUGGAAACAUACAUAAAAGGCAGUGAGAUGAAGCUCAGAGUCUGGGUUCCAGUGAUCGGUGACGCCACUUUUCUCACACUGAUCUCUAAGAAUGACCGGACGGGGAUGUCAAGAAAAAUCGAGAUUAAGAAAAACGUAGCAACUGUACAGACUAAAGAUGAAGACACUGUCAGCCCAGAACAAGAACUGCCGAUACAAAAUAACAGCCUUCCUCAUGGCUGGGUAAAUUUCAUGGUCACUUCAAAUGAAAACUUCAAGGUAACUGUUCCGGACGUCAAGCUAACUCUCGUAGAUAUAGAAGAUGAUGUUCAAGGCAAAGACAUAAUAAUCAAAGGAAGCAAUGUGACACUAAACUGCAUGUUACCCACGAACCAGUGGGAAGUGUCCGCCCGCCAGGAGGCCGUCAUCCCGCUGAGUCCGAACGCGUCCCACGACUUCUCGCUAUUCUCAAGAGUUCCCUUCACGCCCUGGCUGGCGGUCGGAUCGGGCGGCCAGGGGCCUUUUGGCUUUCUUUUGCCAACCCAUGUCUUUGAGUCUGAAUCCCAACUGCUGUCCCCUUUUGUGUUGCAUAAUUUCACGUUGGACUGCGCUAUCGAGGAAAAACUGGGUUCAUGUUAUAUGCAGGUGAGUGAGAAGCAGUUAUUCAUCUAUUGCAUCUAUCUAUUGAAUAUUCUGGAGCUAAUGGAGAUCUUUGUAAGAGCUCUGGCCAAAACAAAAUAA
Messenger RNA from Penaeus indicus, 961 nucleotides. RefSeq lists its product as uncharacterized. Lineage: Eukaryota; Metazoa; Arthropoda; Malacostraca; Decapoda; Penaeidae. The transcript is spliced from 4 exons. The coding region runs from base 155 to 961 and encodes 268 amino acids. The record is from RefSeq and is a predicted model, not a curated record.